Sodiomyces alkalinus F11 is the source of this 703-nucleotide messenger RNA. RefSeq lists its product as hypothetical. The transcript has a single exon. Lineage: Eukaryota; Fungi; Ascomycota; Sordariomycetes; Glomerellales; Plectosphaerellaceae. Bases 72 to 617 code for a protein of 181 amino acids. The record is from RefSeq and is a predicted model, not a curated record.
CGCCCGAUGCAACCCCCCAGGUCAUCCCACACAUGCUAGGCCACCUCGAGUAAAUAGCCAAGAGAUGCAAAAUGCAACUCGAUCUCUCGGAUAACACCCCGUCCCUCCUUUCUGCCUUUCUUUUCCUGUCUUUUCCUUGCCCGUCCGGACUUUGGUCCUCGAUCCCACUGCCGGAUCGGCCGAGACGGCUGCCAUUCACAUUGCCAUGGACGAAGUACCGUCACGUACGUAUCUAUUGCAUUGCAUCUUGGCCAGCGAUGGCCGAGGUCGCCGAACAAGAACCCCAGAAAGGGGGGGGUGUGGUAGUAAACCCCGUCUUUUUAUUUUUAUUUUCCCCCUCCCCUUUGUCUAUUUCGUCCAUUCCCACAUUCCCCCCCCCCCCAAAUGUCUCCUUCGCCCUCCUCACUGGCCAGGCGCUUCAACAUGGCCAAGGUGUCAAGGUGUCAACUCUCCACCCCAAAGUCCAAGUCAAGUCAGUCCACUGUCUAAACUGUCCCCCACUUGCCCCCGGCAGUGCUCUUUUUGGUCGACCGACUCCAAUUUCCGGCCCCCAACUCUCUCUACACCUAUUUUCUCUCCAUCACUGUCUCCCCUCUUCCGUUUUCCCCUCCCACUAGCGCAUCCAGAUGGGGGAAAAUGGGCUGACCCAGCGCCAAUGUGCAACGCGCAACAGGCAGCGGGCGGCGAGCGGCGGGCAUAUCUA